Neogale vison (American mink) is the source of this 1699-nucleotide messenger RNA. RefSeq names its product CEP295 N-terminal like (gene CEP295NL). Lineage: Eukaryota; Metazoa; Chordata; Mammalia; Carnivora; Mustelidae. Bases 1 to 1647 code for a protein of 548 amino acids. The record is from RefSeq and is a predicted model, not a curated record. Gene Ontology annotation, cellular component: cytosol; centrosome; centriole. Gene Ontology annotation, biological process: regulation of centriole replication. The transcript has a single exon.
AUGAAAAGAAAUGCAGACAGAGCCGCCGGGCUGAGUCCCAGCCCCGAACAGCAGGCCCCGCGCUUACGGCAGAAGCACAGGUUGCUGCAGGUCCGCGAGAAGGGACCCCUGGCCCUGCAGAGACAAGACCUCCCGCAGCCGAAGAGCCCACAGCCCCCGCGCCUGGCCGAGGAGCUGGAGGCCCCCUGCCAGCCCCAGCACGUCCGGGGCCUGGAGCGCCUGUACUUAGCCCAUCGGUUAGGUGCGGGGGGAGGACAGGCCAGGGAGCACCGGCCUGACUCGGAGGGGCCAGCCCAGCAAGGAACAGCCCGGCUGCCCAGGGCCCGGGAAAAGCACAGAGCAGCGAUCCGAGAAGAGAAGAGUCGCAAAGAAGGGCUGGCUGGAAAGCAGUCCCGGCUCACCCAGUCCCAGAGGAAAGCCGCGGGCCCCGAGAAGCUGGGGGCUCCCAGAGCCGCAGGCCUCCCCCGUCGCCCCCUCUGCCCCCGCGAGCAGAAUAAGAGCAAGCGACCGCCUUUGAUGAAGGCUCGCGGUGGCCACCGUCCCGCUGACCCCUGGGGGAGCAGAGGGGUGGACAGAGAAGAGUUCUUGGCUGUCCCGGGGGCAUUCGGGCAUCUGCAGAGAAGGGAGAAAGGAGGAGCCCGGGACAGGAGGAGACGGGCGGGAAAGGGGGCAACACCUCCCAGUCAGGGCCGCGCAAAUAGCUCUCUGGAUCCGAGCCCCGAGGGAAACACAGAGGACCCAGAACAGCCGUGGCCCAUCUGCUGGACCCACGGAGGGGAUGCUGCGCCCCAGGCGUCUCUCUGCAGACGCGGGGACAAGAGCAGGUGGCAGAGGGAGCUAGAGUUUGCCUUCCAGGAGCUGUUCAACACCAACAGGGAGCUGAAGAAGCACUUGACCUUGCACCUUGCCCUGGGGCCCGCGGCGGAUCAGAGCGCCAAGAACGAGCUCAGACCCCGUGACGUGCAAGAACCGAGGGGUGAGUCCCAGCGCGACGAGCCAGCGGUGGGCCCAGAAGCGGACGUGGAGCCCGGCGCAGAGCCCACGGGGCCAGCGCAGGCAAAGGCCCCCGAGUCCCGAACCAGCUUGGAGGAGUUCUUGAACAACCUCAAGAACCAGAAAUAUCUCAGGCCGACCACGUUCCCGUCUAAGACCAUGAGUGAACCGUUGUCUCCCAAGGCGGGGGUGUUUAUCGGUGCAGAGAACCGGCUCCUGGGUGGCCUGAGCUCCAGGGAGGCGCUGGCCAGAUCCGACCCGCUGGCGGAGGGCCCCCGGCGUCGGUUCCUGCAAGAACAGGCAGACGGAGCCAGCCUUGUGGCCUGGUGGCGGAGACCAGAUGGGCCGCCGGAGCCGGUGCCCCGCACGGGGCCCCAGGGGCUGAGCUGGGAAGCCCGCUCCCAGGCCGGGCUGGAAGGGCAGAGAGAACAGAGAAGGGCAGGCCCGGCGUCUUACUCCUCCCUAGACCCCGAGGAGGAAGGGGCGUGUGCCUGUGACACCACUUCCCCCUGGGCCUCCGGCUUCAUCCUCGACGAUGACAGGCACAGUCAGAUGAUCCACGACCUUCAGCAGCAAAUUGAAGAGCAAAACAAGUUGCACAAGCAGUUUCUCGCAGAAGCCAGGAAACGCUUGCAAGAGUUUCAGAGAAUAUGAUAAGAACGGGCGUCCCACCCAUGAUAAAAAUACAUCACUGAUAAACGGGCGU